GGCCUCCGCUCGCCAGGGCCGGGCUCCGCAGGGAGCCGCGGGCCGGCUCCCACCCGCGGCCAUCUCCCGGUCGCCGUCCCCGUCCCCCUCCGGGCGCCAUGGAGGGCGAGGGGAACGCGACCCUCCUCCCGCCCUGCGGCGCCAGCGAGCCGCCCUUCGCCUGGGAGCUGCUGGGCAGCCUUGACCUAGCUGGUAGAUUUCUCUUUGCAAUCUUGACUCUGAUGACGCUAAUUGCUGAUCUGGUAUUUAUAGAGGAAGUGAUCUACAUCUACAGGAAAAUCCCCUCCUCCAAAAGAUCAAUCUUAAUUUGGAUAAAUGCUGCGGCUCCAGUGAUUGCUACUACCUCAUGCAUUGGCAUGUGGAUUCCUCGCUCAACAAUGUUUACAGAUUUCACAGCAGCAGUAUUUUUUGCCAUAGUUAUCCACAAGUUCCUGAUGAUGAUGAUUAAAGAGUGUGGGGGCCAAAAGCUGUUCCUCAGGCGGUUUGAAAAUGGUCGCUUCAAGAUCAGCACGGGUCCCUGCUGCUGCUGCUGCCUUUGCCUCCCCGGCGUGCGCAUCACUAGGCAAACCCUCUUUUGGCUGAAGCUGGGCACCUUCCAGUUUGCUUUCUUCCGACCUAUGUUCAUGUUUCUGUCAAUAGUGCUUUGGACCAACGGCAAUUACAGCCUUUCUAAUUUGUCUCCUGAAGGAGCUGCGAUAUGGAUUAGCUGCUUCGUUGCUGUCCUUACCAUUAUUGCUCUGUGGCCAGUUGGAAUCAUGUUUCAGCAAGUCAGGGUUCUCCUUAACUGUAAGAAGAUCAUCCCUAAAUUUGCUCUUUAUCAGUUUGUCCUGAUUCUGAACCACCUGCAAGCAGCUAUUAUCAACAUCUUGGCCAUGCAAAGAAUUAUCCCUUGCGCUCCGCCACUCUCCUCUUCAGCAAGAGGAGCCUAUAUAACCCACCAGCUCCUCAUCAUGGAAAUGUUUCUGAUAACCCUAAUGUCAAGGGUGGUCUAUCGGAGAAGAUACGAUGAACUAGAGCCUCCAGAGCAUGCCUGUGAAGAAGAAGGGGACAGCAAGCAGACUCCUAAGAUUAUCCUGAAUGGUGCAGUUAGUGAAGAUGGAUUGCCAGGCUUUUAGAAGCCCCCAGUGCUCCUGUUCUGCAGGAGCUGGAAGCUCAGCUUCAGGAGCAUCUUUCACCACAAAUAGCCACUGCCCAUGUCAGAACAACUUCUGACAUAAAUGCGUGUGUGCUGCACUGAAAGGACCAAUGAGUGGAAUGAUAACCCUAUUUAUUCUCCAGUGAUUCAUCAUACAUGGUGUGAACGUUUUCACACUAUGUUCUUUUAUUCUGUGAUUGAGCACUUGAUGGUAGCCAAACUGUCUCACAAUGUGAUAUAUAUUUUUUUAUCUAUUAGAAUUGCUGUGAUUUAAAGUUAACCCAGAGCCAUUCUUCUAUCAUCUAUUUUGAAUUCUUUUAAUCCUCUUUCAGGUAGCCUGGAUUGAUGUCAUACGUCCCAAACUGCAUUUUCCUAUCCUUCCUCCAUUAAAAUUUAUCAGCUCUCACUCUGUCACAAGGUCACCGUAGCUAAUUCUGAUCAGUAAAUACAUUUGCAAGUUUGUUCUUAAAUCCCCAAACCUCCCUGGGCUCUCCACCUACAUAAAUGGAAAUUUCCAUUUAUGGGAAGACUUCUUACAUUCCUUGUCAAUUCACCACCUAACUUGGUAAAUACACGGUUGCUGUAUUUAAA
Oxyura jamaicensis (ruddy duck) is the source of this 1726-nucleotide messenger RNA. RefSeq names its product organic solute transporter subunit alpha-like. The record is from RefSeq and is a predicted model, not a curated record. Gene Ontology annotation, biological process: bile acid and bile salt transport. Bases 99 to 1115 code for a protein of 338 amino acids. NCBI's taxonomy places the organism in Eukaryota, Metazoa, Chordata, Aves, Anseriformes, Anatidae. The transcript has 8 exons. Gene Ontology annotation, molecular function: transporter activity. Gene Ontology annotation, cellular component: endoplasmic reticulum membrane; plasma membrane.